UUGCUUGAGAUAGAGACCUUUCCUUUGUAUAAUCUUUUCUAUGUUCUCUCUUGGACGUCUUCACCUACUUUCAAUCCACAUAUAUAGCUCCAUAUGAACAAUCUUUCAUCUAUUCCAACGAACCUCACAUCUGCUCUUAUUCUUCAUAAUUCACUUAUAAGGCUUCCCCAUAGAAAUCAAAAUCUAGAGAUAAUCACAAAGAUGACAGAGAGCGACGGCAAGGAAAUCGGUUAUGAUCUGGUGAUGGCUCUGUUAUCUUCUUCCGUGAUCAUUCUUGGGAUCCUCCUGGCUAUAUCGUGCAAGAAGAAGCCGGUUGAAUCCGAAGAAGCACUUCCGCUAAAGGUUUGCGCGCGGGCAUACCCUUUAACCGAUAUUGAUUCUGCUACAGAUGGUUUCAACCCCACAAGAAUGAUUGGCUUGGGACGGGUUGGGACGGUUUAUGCUGCCGCGCUAGCCGGAGGCGAACUCGUCGCCGUGAAGAGGAUUCAUCCGGGCCUCGUCUUGAGCCAUGCAGGCUUCGGGUUCUCGUCCGUGAUCAAGACAAUCUCUUUGGCUUUACACCCGAACAUAGUCCCAAUCAUCGGGUUUUCACAAGCGCCGGGAGAGAGAAUCUUGGUAACUGAGUUUGUUAGCUUAGGGUGCUUGGAAUUCUAUUUACAUCAUAACCCGGAUGGGGCAUCUCUUCUGGAUUGGACCCGGCGGGUGCGAAUCGCGGCCGGGGCUGCUCGGGGACUCCAGUACUUGCACGAGGGCAUGGUGCCUAACAUAGUACACGGUUGCGUCAAGGCCUCCAACAUCUUGAUCGACGCCAAUUUCUGCGCUAGGGUCUCCGAUUAUGGCUUGGCAUUCUUGGCGCCGCGGGAGAGGAAAGGCCUUGUCGGGUUUGUGGAUGAAGAGUAUUGGAGUGAGAGAGGCGGUUCAUUCUUGGCUUGCAAAGAGACUGAUGUCUAUGGAUUUGGGGUGGUUUUGUUGGAGAUUCUGAGCGGGAGGAGGUGCGAAGAAGGCUUGCUUGUGAAGUGGGCAAUGCCUUUGAUUAAGGACAUGAGGUUUAGUGAGCUCUUUGAUCCUAGGCUUAUGAUUCCAAGUGACAUGAAGCCUCUGGUGAGGCUGGCAAGAGUUGCACUGGCUUGUGUGGGCAAUUCAAGAAAGAACAGGCCUUCCAUCGCGCAGGUCGCAGCGAUUUUGAACAGUUUGGAGAUGGAGAUUUGUUCUUGAUUGUCCCUACGCGUCUCUGCGAUCAACGAAGAGAGAGAUUUCGUACCACAGGACGAUCACACGAGUCUUGAAUUGCGAAAUCGCUCGCAAAUUAUGGAAGGCGGUUUUGCUCCAAGCAUGAACAAAGAGAAGCUGCCGAUGCAAAAGGCUCCACAUGAUCCAGCGGUCACGGGGUUUUCGAUCGGGUUUCGAUCGGGCACAUGUGUUCGAUCCUCGUGACGAUCGAUAGUUUGCGUCGAACCUUUUCUGGUGAUGGAAAUUGCUUCUUCUGGCGAACAAUGAGAAGUUGCCGCAUUCCAAGUAGGACGGGCCGGCAAGAAACUGGAAAUUAUGAUGAUUUCACCUCUUCGUUACGGAGUCUGUUUUGACUUUCAAUAGUCCCUGGAAAAAUCCAUCCAUAUUAAACUGCGUUCGGGUGUACGAGAGCAAAAAAUUUGAAAAGAACAAGGUUGGCUCAUGUGAGCUCACGAUAUCUUUAUCAAUUUCGAAUGAGAUCACUAACUCGAUUUGAUGAUCGAAAUGCAUCGGAUCUACAUGAAUCGAGCUCAUUCAGAAGACGUCGAUCCCGCGAAAGGUAUUUUUUUCCUCCCCGGAAAUUACUUUUUUAAUAGUUUGGUAUGAAUCGUGAAGUGGAAAAAGGUCCAAAGGACGGUGCGUUGGGUGGGUUGAACAAUUUGCUUUCGUGUGGAAUGGAGGCAUCCUUUUGAGGGAGUGAAAGGGACGCAUCCAUAGAAUUUUCUUGGUGGAUCAAUCGCAAUUCUUACUUGCUUUUGCGGUGUGCGCGAUGUUUUUGAACGUGUGCUGCUGGAUUUCUAUAUCGACUAGCUAUGGAGAACAUUGUAAAAUAGCCAGCCUCGGGAAAACGACCAAAUCGAUUGAUACACGCAUUCCUUUAUGUGUGCAUCCAAAUUCUUGAUUGCAACGUUGGAUGUAUCGAAGAAUAGUAUUUUGACUAUUCUAAGUGCUGCAAAUGAAAAGCAAAUAUUCGUUUUGUAAUAAUUAUAUAUUUAGUGUCGAAACAGUAUUGGCUUCUUACAAUUAUAAAUAUUAUGAAUAUUAUUGGGAGGUUUAA
Syzygium oleosum is the source of this 2287-nucleotide messenger RNA. RefSeq names its product serine/threonine-protein kinase-like protein CR4. Gene Ontology annotation, biological process: protein phosphorylation. Gene Ontology annotation, molecular function: ATP binding; protein kinase activity. Lineage: Eukaryota; Viridiplantae; Streptophyta; Magnoliopsida; Myrtales; Myrtaceae. The coding region runs from base 94 to 1215 and encodes 373 amino acids. The record is from RefSeq and is a predicted model, not a curated record. Gene Ontology annotation, cellular component: plasma membrane. The transcript has a single exon.